Molecule: messenger RNA, 1705 nt
Organism: Sardina pilchardus (European sardine)
Lineage: Eukaryota; Metazoa; Chordata; Actinopteri; Clupeiformes; Clupeidae
Product: hyaluronan mediated motility receptor
Exons: 7
Coding region: 53-1009 (318 amino acids)
Cellular component (GO): membrane
Molecular function (GO): hyaluronic acid binding
Source: RefSeq, a predicted model, not a curated record
GAUAGAGGAGAAGAGGAGAACAGAGGGCAGAGAGAGGGAUAGGAGAGGAGGAAUGAGGAGGUUUUUCAGAGUCCACAGGAAUGAGGACUACAGCCAGAUCCAGUAUCUCACUGCCAAGUGCACCCGUCUGUCACAGGAAAAUGCAGUGCUGGAGAGGGAGUGUGUGGUGGCCAGGGAGGGAGAGAGGGCACUGCAGGCUGAGAGGGACGGUCUGACCCUUCAGCUACGGCAUAAGGAACAGGCCAUCCUCGAGCUGAGGGUCAAACACGACCAGCUGGUUAACCAAGCCAACCUGGAGAAGGAGCUGGUGGAGAUCCUAAAGCGCCGCGUGCGCUCCAUGGCGGAGGAGAGCUGUAAGGAGGCGGCGCUGCUGGGGCUGCAGCUGGAGCAGGUGGGCAGUGAGCUGCAGCUGCUGCUGGGCUCCGAGGCGCGUCUGGAGGGUCUGGUGGAGAUGCUCAGGGCCCAGGCCAGGCGCAGAGAGGCCCAGGUCAAGAGCCUCAAGGCACAGCUGCACAGCAAGACCCAGCAGUUGGAGGACGUCCAGGGCGAGUACGCUUCCCUCACUCAGGAGCUGCAGGACAUGCGCAGCGCCCACCAGAGGACGGUGGAGGAACUGCAGCGCGAAAACGAAGGAAGCCUGCGGAAGCUGCGCGAAACGGCCGAGCAGUUUGAGUGGCUGUGCGAGCAGCAGCGGGUCUGGAUGUGCGGCUUCAAAAGAUUCAAAGAUAAUCUCUCCGAGGAGAAGGAAUCCUUGAUUCUUCAAGUAGACAGGUUGCAAAAGGAGGUCACUGAACUGAGGAAAAGCCCGCACUCAUCAAUCCAGGACCCGGAGGAUGUGGACAUCCCACUUUACAGCCGGUCAGCGAGAGAGACCCCCUGGGACGCGGACGUGACGUCCGGCCUGCAGGCCGAGGUGGACAGGUGGAGGGGCAUGUACGAGGAGCUCUUCAGCAAACUCACGCCAUCCCAGGGGGAGGACGCUGUCAACGGAUACCAGAAACCCCCGUGAGGACCCUGUGGAGAACCGACGUUCAGCUCACUAUUUUUUUUGUAAAAUGUUUUUUUCGUCGUCCCUCUUCAAACUUUUUUUUUUUGUCUUUUUUGUCUUGGAGGCACUCCUAAUGCCAAGGCUGCUGUGGAUGGCUGAGUUCCCAGUGUAGUGGAAAAGCCCGUUCCCCUGGACUCUGUCCCUCUCUCUUUGUCUCUCUCUCUCUCCCUCUCUCUCUGUCCGCCUGUCAUUACUCACCAAGCGUAAGAUGAGCAACUUGGCCUCCGAUGGGCUUUUCUGGGCUCGCGUCCCUGUAACCCGCGGGCCUUGCGAUAGCGUGGACCUAAUGCACUUACCUCUGUAUUUAUCUGUUUGCUAUUGUCAUGUGUUGACUGUCUAAUAAGGAUUAUAAGCGCCUCCAAGACAGCCCAGGGACCUUUCUGCGGACUGCUGUACUUCCAAGUUAAAAAGCAGACGCACAGUGGAUAACUUUGUUCAGAGAUGAUGUGACAUAGCAGGGAGUAGUGUUUGAUGUGUCUUGGCUAAAUGUAGUCCAACAACAUUGUCAUGUAAUCCUCUAGAUCCUUACUUGGCUACUUGAGAUUGGUUAAAUAAAUAAAGGUGUUUAUUUGAAGAGUAGUAUAUCAGCAGCUACAUACAAAAUCACACUGUGCUUUCGACUAUUUGUACAAUACAGUGUUUAACUAGUGAUUUACU